Mycotypha africana is the source of this 1314-nucleotide messenger RNA. Its product is annotated as rab-GTPase-TBC domain-containing protein. The coding region runs from base 1 to 1314 and encodes 437 amino acids. Lineage: Eukaryota; Fungi; Mucoromycota; Mucoromycetes; Mucorales; Mycotyphaceae. The record is from RefSeq and is a predicted model, not a curated record. The transcript has 3 exons.
AUGGCAUUGCGUAUUUUAGAUUUUUGGGCAGGCUUUAUGUGCGAUUAUCAGAAUUUCAACAAGGUGAACAAGGACAUAGUCAAGCAUAUCCGCUUCGGUAUACCGCCGUCCAUUCGUGGCAUGGUGUGGCAAUUAUUAGCAGGGUCUAAAAAUGAGGCUUCAGUGUCAGACUACAUCCAUUUGUUGAAGCAAACCAGUCCCUACGAUAAAAUGAUACAGCGUGAUUUAGCAAGAACUUUUCCUGGACAUACUUAUUUCAAGGAUACAGAUGGGCAGGGUCAAGAAGGUCUCUAUAAUGUAGUGCGAGCCUACAGCUUACAUGAUGAUAAAGUAGGCUACUGUCAGGGCCUUGCAUUUAUUGUUGGCCCAAUGUUAUUGAAUAUGCCAGAUGAAGACGCUUUUUGUUUACUGAUUCAGCUCAUGGAAAAGUACGGUCUACGAGGGCACUUUACACCUGAAAUGGAAGGGCUCCAGCUACGACUGUAUCAAUUUGAUGCAUUAAUGCAAGAGCACUUUCCACAUAUUGCACGUCAUUUGAAACAGCAAGGCAUAAAUUCGACGAUGUAUGCCUCACAAUGGUUUAUGACAUUAUUUGCGUACAAGUUCCCUUUGAAUUUAGUCUUCCGUAUCUAUGACGUGAUUUUUACAGAGGGCAUAAGCUCUAUUUUCAAGUUUGGCCUUGCCCUACUGAAACGAAAUCAGACAACGAUACUUGGGCUUGAUUUUGAACAAUUAUUAAAUUUCUUAAAAGACGGUUUAUUCGAGGAUUACAAAACGGAUGACAGGCGUUUUGUAAGUGAUGCAUGUGAGUUGGUUAUUCCAGCCAAAAAACUAUCGCAGUUAGCCAAAGAGUACAAGCAGCAACUGAAGAAAGAACAAGCAGACGCCAAUACUAUGGAGGAAUUUCAAAGAUUGAAUCUGACACUAAAAAAAGAUUUGGAGGAUCUAGAAACCAAGACAAAUGAAACAAAGCGAGAAAAAGAGGAUGUUGAUAUUCAGUUACGAGAAACAAUAAAUGAAUUACGUUCAUUGCAAGAUGAGCAUACAUCAUUAGCCACGUUGGUUUCCUCACUAAAAGAUGCAAUUAACACUCUUCCACGAAAAAUCGAAGCGGCAGCUACCCAUCACGACGAAUUUGAAAAGCUUUGUAAUGAAAAUGCAGAACUGACCAGUAAGAAUUCGAAUUUAGAAGAUCAAUUACAAAAGGCGGAAGCAACAUUGAUUGAUAUCAAAAUGCAAUAUGCAGAAAGUGAAAAUGAAAGAGAAGAAUUACAUAAGCGACUCUUUGAAUUAAAAAAGAUAAUGAGCUUUUAA